UCCACGUGCUAAGUCGCUUGCUACACCCGACGCUACGCCCGCAUACUGCCGUCGGAAGAAGGGAAAAAAAAUAGAAAAAGUAAAAGAAUGAAUUUUUCGGAAGAUAUACAAGUGCGUGUUGUGGAAUCCGACGAGGGUGAAGCUCUAAUGCAGUUUCUCCUGGAGCACUACUACCGCGAGGAGCCGCUGACCGCCGGCUGCAGUCCCCCGGAGCCAGAGCAGGCUGACAAGGAUUUCUUGCUGUCGAACAUCCCGCACGGCACAUGUCUGGUCGUCGUCCAGGGCGGCAGUCGCAUUGUAGGCGCCCUCGUGUCAGGGCCUAAAGAUGCCGACGAGGCGGAACACCUCGCCGAGGAAGUGGUCGAGCAUUCCGGCACCAAGUGGGGCCGCAUCCUGCGGCUGCUUGCCCGCGUCGAGCGGGAGACCAACGUUUGCAAGCGAUACGGCGUACCUUCGACCAUACAUGUCCAUGCCUUGGGCAUUGACCCCAGACUGCGAGGCCUGGGCCUGGGCGCCCGCCUCAUGAGCGCUGUGGCCGAACGCGCCCGGGCUCUUGGCCAUCCGCUCGUGACGGUCGACUGCACCAGCCUCUACUCCGCCGGCCUGAUGGCCCGUCUCGGAUACGAGCUGAUCAACACCAUUCGCUAUGACGAAUAUCUGGACGAGUUCGGCCAGCAAGUCUUUCGCCCACCAGCCCCUCACGACAGUGUAAAAACUUAUGUGCUCCGGUUGUAACGCAGCUUUUAUCUGUCAUUAUAUAGAUAAGGUGCAGUUCGUAAACCAUUAUUUUAGUGCCCAGAAUGGGGUCCUCGUAUAUAUGAUAAGGCAAUCGAAAUCAAUGCUAUAGUGUAUUUUCACAUUAAUUUAACCAAUGCAGUGCCACUAAUUAAUAGGAACAAAAAAUAUUUGACACUCUUGAAAGAUCUCCCGCGACUAUUUAAGGCAAACAGGUAUGCCACACCAUCGAUCAUUUCCAGGGAUAUUCACAUGUCGACUCACAAAAAGCUUUUGUUAAUUUUAAAUUUUUUCCUAUAUGUAUUUUGCUUUAAUUUUUCAUCGCGUUUUUGUACGAUACUGUGCCUGCGUUUCAAAGCUUCUAGUUUACCACUUGGCAACCAUUUGUGGAACUUGUGGAACCUGUGGAACUUAUAGCAGCUUAUCGCUCAAAUCAAAGAGUCUUUCUCUGCAAUAUUCUAAAGAGCGAGCCCCUCUCCCACAUUUCUGCUGAAAUUAAUUUUGCACUCAAGUCAAGUAACGCCAAUGUAGACCUCAGGAAAUCGGCUAUAAACCUACUAACAUAUUAUGCGUAAAAAAUGCGAUAUUUUGUCUGUCAUGUGCCAGGCGCUCAUUGCAACAUAUCUUUACAACGAGAAUGGCCUUUUGGAUUUGUAGCUCCUGCCGUUCCCAACCCAACAUUUUGUAUCACCUAAUGGACAUUUAUCUGUAUAAAAAAGAGACUGCUUACUUUGAUACAUUGAAAUAUAUGGUUGAAAAUUGUUAAAAAGUUACAAAAUAUGUUUGUUCUUAUGUCAAUAUAUUGCGUUUGAUUAAAUUAGGCUCUAUUUGCAACUCAAUUUAUUCGACAAUAAUUUGACAAGUAAUUGGGUGUAGAUUCUGUAUGGUGGUGUGCGUGGGCAUUUCCAUUGAAAACCAAAAAUUUAAAAUUAUUUAACACACUUUUCUGAAUAUAUUGGAAUUUUGUUAAUUUUACCUAUUGACUUUGAAGUGACGUACUAAAAUCCGCAAAAUUUUUUU
Messenger RNA from Drosophila miranda, 1755 nucleotides. RefSeq names its product dopamine N-acetyltransferase (gene AgmNAT). NCBI's taxonomy places the organism in Eukaryota, Metazoa, Arthropoda, Insecta, Diptera, Drosophilidae. The transcript has a single exon. The coding region runs from base 88 to 735 and encodes 215 amino acids. The record is from RefSeq and is a predicted model, not a curated record. Gene Ontology annotation, molecular function: N-acetyltransferase activity.